Molecule: messenger RNA, 3112 nt
Organism: Monopterus albus (swamp eel)
Lineage: Eukaryota; Metazoa; Chordata; Actinopteri; Synbranchiformes; Synbranchidae
Exons: 5
Coding region: 426-3098 (890 amino acids)
Biological process (GO): peptidyl-tyrosine dephosphorylation; negative regulation of JUN kinase activity
Cellular component (GO): cytoplasm; cytosol
Molecular function (GO): protein tyrosine/threonine phosphatase activity; MAP kinase tyrosine phosphatase activity; MAP kinase tyrosine/serine/threonine phosphatase activity
Source: RefSeq, a predicted model, not a curated record
CGCACACUCAUCGCAGUUUAGAGUCACACACGCUUAGACUUGACGCCAGCGGAGUUGGCAAAGCACUUGUGAUGACUUUUAUUUAUUUAUUCGUUUAUUUGAAAUCCAACAGAGCUGUGCAUUUCCCACCCAAACUAGGUCUUUUAUAAAUCUUUUUUUUAAACACAUGAACAAACGAGUAGGCAGGGAAGCUGGUACACAUCUGGAUCACAGCAACUCCUGGGGUCGGGACACUACAGACAUGAGGAUUUCUCAUUCGGCUGCGCAUAAAUGAUGAACACACUACAGCGUUGCGGCUCUUGAUAUGCAAACACUGUUACUCUACCCAAGAGGAAGAGCUGUCAUUAAUGGGCUGUCCAAUGUUUCUUACAUUCCCCACAUAACAGAGCUUUCCCUUUCCAAUGGACAGCUCUGCAUAAAUCCAGAUGCCUCCCCUCCCUCUUGAUGAGCGCAUAGUGGUCAUCCAGCAUCCUAAAAACUUGGCUCUGUGUGAGGCUUCCCCACAAACCAUUGCACAGCAUUCUUCUCAAAUUUCAGUGUCCUCGAAUGGACAAGUUGCCCACCCUCCUCAUCUCCACCCUUCUCAGUCCCGUAUCUAUUCACCCUCCAAUAAAUCUCUGACUCUGUCAUGCAGGUGCAGAUCAUCCCACACACAGAAAUUCAAGGGUGACCAGCAUAUCAUCCCAGCAGGUGUGAGACACAUCCCAAGCCACUGUCAUAGCAAUGGCACAGUAACUCUCGGCCCACGGCUGCCCUCCCACACACAUACUAUUGAUAUCAGGGUGACAGUGGACAAAGGGGAACGGGGCAGAGGAUUCAGCAGCUCAUUAGGUCGCAGCGGAAGUGUUAAAGGUGGCAGAGAGAAAUGUGCCUCUUUACAGUUGGAUCAAGAACAGUGUGAGAGAACUGGAACUGCAAGGAGGUCAAGCUGUGCUGAACACAAGUUGCAGCGAAGUCGCCACAACCAGCUGUCAUCUUCCCCAGGAGAGGUCAUACAGUUCAUCCCUGCUCAGGCUCAGCAGCAUAAGUUCAGAAGUGAAAAGGCAAAGGAAAAUGCUGGUUUACUUAACAGAAGUGACCAAGAAUGUCCCUCUCUAGCUCACAAGAAGAAAUCCAAACUGGGAACUGUUCAUCAAAGCCAUAAUAGUCAUAGUCCGCCCUACCACCACAGCUCUGUCCCAGUGCCCCAUGCUGCCAUCCUAAAUGCCAACUAUCCCCCAUCCCCUUCCUCUCAUCCCUCUCAACCCACCCAUAUUUCAGUUUUAUUUCAGCAAGCCAGCCAGCCACACCUUCCCUGCACCAAGGAUCACCACCCCCACAUUCUUCAUGGUCCGUCCCUCUCCCCCCGCUCCUCCCACACCGGAGGGUUCCCCAGCCCUGAGCAUACUUGUACCAUCGACUGCACUCACCCAUUCAGUUGUGGCUGCUGGAGGCUGGUAAGAUGCAGAGGGUGUAAAGCGUACUCUGAUAGCUGCCAACGAGGUGGAGGAAGCUCUUCCACUUCAUUUUCCUGUGUUCACAAUGUCGGAGCAGUGAAGCGAGGAAGCAAAGACAUGGGCCUGAGAAAUCUGGGUGGGUGCCUCUCCACCACCUCCACUUCCAACACCUCCUCUUUGAACAGCACUGUGUCUGACUGCCAAGCCAACCUCUUCAAACCUCUCCGCUGUGCCUCCUGCUCUGGUGAGGCUGGAAACUUUGAGAGUCCUGCUAUCCUCCGCAAAAAACUGGUAGGAGGAUGCCUGCCCUGUACACCACUGUCCUCCUCAGCCCCUCUCCGGGCAAUACAGAGGUGUGUCAUGGGCUGCAACCUAAAAGCCUCUCAGACUGGCAGUUCUACCUGCAGCUACUGCAGCAGUGACCCUAUAGUUGUUACAUUCAACCCUCACCGAGGAAAACCCCCAGGAAGAAACAUUGGAGCAGCACAUUCAACAGGUAUAUUUCAAACCGAUGAUGAUGACUAUAGUGUGCAUACUAUCUGGCCUGACGAACUGGCCAAGAAAAUGAUACAUUCUAAAGCCCAAAAGAAUCACUGUGCAGGGAUGGGAGCAGGGGUCGGGAAGACCUGUGCAAGCCAGGCCCAGAAUGGUAGUACUGGAACAGGCCUUGCCUUCUUGGAGUGUCAAAACCUCCAGGAAUAUGCACAGUCUCAGCUUAAAGACCAUGCAGGCCGGUGGCAACUCCAGCGGGGCAAAACACCUGCCUUUGAUUUUACGGGCUGCAGGUCAGGAUCUGGGUAUGACAAAGGCCAGAACUCACUGAAAAGACUCUUGAAUAAGGCAGAAGAUGGAGGAAUGGCUGAUGGUAUGAUGCAAGAUGGAGAUGUAGCAUAUACUUGUUCUCCCACUCCUUGCUCUGCCUCCCCACCAUCACCUGUGUCCUUUUCACCGCCACCAUCUGCCCCUAGCACACUCGUCAAACCCAAACCCUGGCAGAGAGACAGGGAGGGAGGACACUCUCUGCCGUCAGCUCAGUCUCUUCACCUGACCUUGAACUCCCUCAACAGAGAGCAAGAUGAGGAAAGCAGCAGAAUGCGCCUUUCUCUGCCACUCUCCUCUUCAUUGCCAGCAUCUCUGUCCGAUGAGACUGUGAUGACUCCUGACGCGGAGAAUGCUGUGGUCAGUCCCAUCCUGCCUUUCCUGUAUCUGGGGAAUGAGAGAGAUGCCCAAGACCUGGACCUGCUCCUACGCCUCAACAUUGGCUACGUGGUCAACGUGACCACACACCUGCCCCUCUACCAUGUCAGCUCUGGACUACACUACAAAAGGCUGCCAGCCACUGACAACAGCAAACAAAACCUUCGACAGUACUUUGAGGAGGUUUUUGAGUUUAUUGAAGAGGCAUAUCAGAGCGGACAGGGAGUGUUGGUGCACUGCCAGGCAGGCGUGUCCCGUUCUGCAACCAUUGUCAUCGCCUACCUUAUGAAGCACACCCUCAUGACAAUGACAGAUGCCUACAAAUAUGUGCGGAGUCGUCGUCCUGUGGUGUCCCCAAAUCUAAAUUUCAUGGGCCAGCUUUUGGAGUUUGAGAGAGACCUCAACUCUGGGGUGACUCCUCGUAUCCUAAUGCCUAAACUUAAUGGUGUGGAGACACAGGUGUGAGAAAGGUCACGGGG